GUUCAACUUCCUAAAAUCGACGUCUCACUGUGAGAUAAGCUGAGUUGACAAGUAUGACAAUCUUUCUUUUUUCCUACAAGGUAACGGAAAGGGAGUUAAAAUCUGGUGGAGCCAACACCCAGGUGACGGAGAAGAACAAGAAGGAAUACAUCGAAAGAAUGGUGAAGUGGCGAGUGGAACGUGGCGUGGUACAGCAGACGGAGGCCCUGGUGCGGGGCUUCUAUGAGGUCAUAGACUCUAGGCUUGUCUCCGUGUUCGAUGCCAGGGAGCUGGAGCUGGUGAUAGCUGGCACGGCAGAAAUCGACCUAAAUGACUGGCGAAAUAACACCGAGUACCGGGGAGGUUAUCAUGAUGGGCAUCUUGUGAUCCGCUGGUUCUGGGCUGUGGUGGAGCGCUUCAAUAAUGAGCAGAGAUUAAGAUUACUUCAGUUUGUCACAGGAACCUCAAGUGUGCCAUAUGAAGGCUUUGCAGCCCUUCGAGGAAGUAAUGGGCUUCGGCAUUUCUGCAUAGAGAAAUGGGGGAAAAUUACAUCUCUCCCCAGGGCACAUACAUGCUUCAAUCGAUUGGAUCUUCCACCUUAUCCCUCAUACUCCAUGUUGUAUGAAAAGCUGUUAACAGCAGUAGAAGAAACCAGCACCUUUGGACUUGAAUAAAGAAAUGGAAACUCACCUGACAUUUUCCUGGACAGUGAUGUCACCCUUUCUGGAAUAAUUCUCCUUUCCCUUUCCCUCAAUCAACUCUCUUUUGAUUUUGGUAUUCCAUGAUUUUUAUUUCUAAACCAAAUCAGGAUUGACAAAAGCUGUGCAUGAAGAACUGCCUUCUUCUAAGAUCUAACCUUCAGGCUUAUCUCCUCCAUUUUCAAUGAACUGCUAGCCUGUAUGCAAUAUUAAAAAAAUAGCGGUCUCAAGGUCUGUGUAUAUCUCCAUAUACCUCCAUUACUAACAAUGAAAUAUGAAUGCAAGUUAUGCUACACUUGACCAAAUGGUAAUAAAUGUUUACUUCCAUUUGUAUAAUUUAAAGAAAAUUUUGAGCAUUAAGCAUUCCAAGCUUUUAUGUGCCCAUGUCUUCUGAGCAGAGCCACAUUUUUAAAAUCAUUUCUAACAACCAACUCCAGAACUAGAAGUUGAUCACCCUUUUCUUUCCCUUCCACUUUACUUUUCCCUAUCCACAUUAUCCAAGCAAAAUUAGCAGUAGAAAGUCCAAAAUUUUUCUACAUUCAACUCAUGAUUCACAUGUGACAUCAGUCCCAUCAGCUGGAACUAGCCUGGACAUAUGGUGCACUUUCCAAGAAAUAACAACAGGAAGACAAACACCUCCUCAUUUAAUGCAGCACAUCCAAAGUGGUUGUGGGGACCAUGGCUAAGUUUGAGCUUAGAGAUGUCUAGGAGGGACACACACUUCAUGAAUACUUACCACAACAGAAGCACAAACUUGUGCACAUGUCCAAGAAGGAUAUCUCAUUAUGUAAUAUAAAUGACAGGCUUCUAUUCCCAUUGUGUUUUGUAGAAUGUGAUAAAGCAAACAAGAAAAAUGGAAGGAGGACAUAGACUGGUUUGAAUACCUGAGUGCUGUACUGUUUUGUUCUGUUUUGUUUAAUCCAGCUACAGUUUUUUCACACAACAGGAUAAAAAUGUAUAAUCUCAUGACUUCUGUUUAAGCUAGGUAAUUAUUUGCAUGGCAAACAAAUUUUUAUUUUAACUUUGAUAUUGGUUUUUUCAUGCUGUUUUAUUUUUUCUUAAUUAUGGUGUUCAAAUUCCUUCACAUCUGAUUGUUCACAGGAACCAAACUAAAUUAAAAGCUGCAGAUAGUGAUGGUGCUUGUUAGGGGUCAAGGGCAAUACAGUACUUCUUUAUCCACUGCGAUCCUUCCAGAGCAGAGACUUAACACCUCAAAGUCACGUGGAUUUGUGUCAAAAUAGACAUCCAGCUUCCUUUAGCAUUCAGUGAAGGGGUAUUCCAGAAAACAGUGUUUUCAGAAAAACAGUUGCAGGCUCCAAAGACAUUCUAACCUCUCAAUUACAUUUGAUAAAAAAAUCCAAGCAUAAUGGUCCUUUGCUAUUUUUCUAACCUUAUUGUCCACAUUGUCUGUAAUAUGUCAUAAAUGAAAGUGUUUUUCUUCACUGGGAAAAGAAGAGCUAAAGGGGCCCUAUUGUUGAAGUGUCAUAUUGUUGCUUUUAAUAUGGUAAACAGGAAGAAAUGUGAGAAAUGUAAGACAAAGUUAAUUUCAUAUGAAGCCAUGCCUUGUGCUCAUUAUGUCAGUCUGUGUCUGGACAGUGCAUUAAUUAUCUUCCUUGCACUCUAAAAUGAAACAUUCUUUUAGUAAAAAGUAUUUGCUAUGCCUAGCACUCCUUGCUGCUGUGUAUUUAUUGUUAAUCAGGGACUAUAUAUAUAUUGGGUUGUUGGAAAAGUC
Molecule: messenger RNA, 2409 nt
Organism: Hipposideros armiger (great roundleaf bat)
Lineage: Eukaryota; Metazoa; Chordata; Mammalia; Chiroptera; Hipposideridae
Product: E3 ubiquitin-protein ligase HECW1-like
Exons: 4
Coding region: 54-653 (199 amino acids)
Biological process (GO): protein ubiquitination; ubiquitin-dependent protein catabolic process; regulation of dendrite morphogenesis
Cellular component (GO): cytoplasm
Molecular function (GO): ubiquitin protein ligase activity
Source: RefSeq, a predicted model, not a curated record